This is a messenger RNA of Danaus plexippus (monarch butterfly), 483 nucleotides long. RefSeq lists its product as uncharacterized. The transcript is spliced from 3 exons. Lineage: Eukaryota; Metazoa; Arthropoda; Insecta; Lepidoptera; Nymphalidae. The record is from RefSeq and is a predicted model, not a curated record. Bases 86 to 463 code for a protein of 125 amino acids.
AUAUUUUUCCAAUUAAAAACAGUUUUCUUGUUACCAAGAAUUCCAAUUAAUAAUGGAAAUCUAAUUUCUUUUUCAUUAAACAAACAUGAUUCUGUUGUUUUGCAUUACAGUAGCUAUUCUCCACAUACCUGCAACAAAACAAACGUCGAUGAAUUCUUGUUUGGACACCAACUGUGAUUCGGAUCAAGAAGUGUAUCAAAGAGAUGUAGACGAUUUAUUCCCAUACUAUAAAAUUGUGGAUCACAUCAGAAGCAGUAGAAACUCCUGGAAACGUCUCCACAAAGACAUCAAAGUCAAUGCUGACGAGAAUAAUAACGGACAUGGUGUGGGGAAGCCAAAAAAACUUUUUCUACCUAUCCUCAUAAUAGCCAGUUCAACGAUAAUAUCAGCGAUAAUAUCAAGAGAUAAUAAAAAAAAAUUGAAAGGUACGAAGAAAUUAUUUAACAGAAAUUCAAAUACAUAAACAUAUGAUGUAUUUAAUAA